AUGAGUUCUACAACUGAAAUUGUUGCCAAACUGGAAGAAUUGUCUCGUAAAUUAGAAAAAAUCAAUACACUGGAAGCUUCACUUGAACAUCUCAGUGCUAAGUAUGAUGAAGUUGUAAUGACUGCCGAUUCUCUUAAAAAAGAGGUUCAYYAUCUAAAAGUAGAGAACAGCAGCCUCAAAGCGCAAGUAUUUGCCUGUCAAGAAAAGGCAACACAAAAUGAAAUUGACAUCAAUGAGUUGGAACAGUAUUCUAGGCGGGAUUGUCUAGAAAUACGAGGUAUACCACAGAGUCGCGAUGAAGAUACAGAUGAGAUCGCGAAGAAAGUCGGAGAKCUCAUUGACRUGGACUUGGAAUACGAUGACAUCUCAACAAGUCAUAGGCUCUCAGAAGGACCUCAGACAAGAAGCGAUGGAGUUCAAGUAAAGAGAAUACCAGCAAUAAUUGUUAAAUUCACGAAGAGAUCGGCUCGUGAUGAAUUCUACCAAGCGCGAAAGAGACUUAAGGGGAAAUCAACUAAUGAUAUCGGACUCACAAGACAGCCAAACCAACCUAUAUUCAUUUCCGAAAGCCUCACAAAGAAAAAUAAGGUCUUAUUUAAUACCUGCUUAAAGGCGAAGAAGGAAUUUGGCUUCAGAUUCAUAUGGACAAACUACGGUAAGAUCUGCAUGAGAAAGAACUCUGACAGUCCAGUCAUUACUAUCAAGAACUAUGGCGAUCUUAUCAAACAUAAACUGGCAAUAAGCUAA
Exaiptasia diaphana is the source of this 747-nucleotide messenger RNA. RefSeq lists its product as uncharacterized. The coding region runs from base 1 to 747 and encodes 248 amino acids. The record is from RefSeq and is a predicted model, not a curated record. The transcript has a single exon. NCBI's taxonomy places the organism in Eukaryota, Metazoa, Cnidaria, Anthozoa, Actiniaria, Aiptasiidae.